UAAGAACAGAAAUAGAAUCGUCUCGAUGCUUUCACCCUUUCUCAAAAUUUUCGGCUGCACAGCCGGUGACGUGACCAGGGCAAGGCUGUCGUUUAAUACCAAUUUGAGAAGUUCUUAAGUUUCCAGGAGGGCUUCAACCUACCCCAGAGUACAGUGACAAUAUUUUCAGUGCCAUGAACUUCCAAGUGACGGUGUCGUCGAUCUUUGAGGAGGCACAGUCGGAGCAAGAUGAGGAAGGAGACCUCACGCCUCAAGACCUGACGAUGGGAGGCUGUCUGGUGUGUGGAGACAAGGCCUCCGGCUUUCACUAUGGAGUCUACAGCUGUGAGGGCUGCAAGGGAUUUUUCCGCCGAAGUGUGACCCGUGGCCAUGUGAAGGCCUGCAGAUGGGGGAACCAGUGCAGUAUGGACCUGUACACCAGGAGGAGAUGUCCCGAGUGUCGCCUCAGGUCCUGUAAGGCUGCUGGCAUGAGACCUGACUGUCUGCUCACUCAGGCUCAGCGCAGAUCAAAAACCCUGUGGAGGCAGCGGCAGGCAUCACAACCCAUCAAACCUGAAUCUGCUGUGUCCUCCACCAAUCAGGAGCUGGCACAGGUACCCUCACCCAAUCAAAGUGGAGUUCAGCAAGACCAACCGUUGGUCACUGCUUCUGAAAUCGCAAGCUUAUUAAGUUCCGCAGGUCCUGACAGAGUGCUCACAACACAGUCUUCAUCCGAAAUGCCUUCCCUUCAUCAGAACAUUGCACCUUGUGAUUCUUCUUCAUUUUUUGAUGAAGUCGUGUCUGUGUUCAUAGAUGUCACGCAGGAUAACAUCCAGUAUUGUCGUUCUGAAUCUUCAGGAAGCGAAGACAUGCUUUCAUUCUUUGCCCUCCUUGCAAAUGGCUCAGAGCUGUUGUCAGAACCGAUUUGCCUGGACACCAUCCCAUCUGUUUCCCCUGUUCUAUCCAGCACAACUGAAGGUGGUGCAGACACUUCCUUACAGGAUGACAGUAGAACUGAGCAUGCUCAGACUCUUCUUUCUCUGCAUACAGGUGUCAAGUAUGAAGCCCCCUUACCCACCAAUAGUCUUUCAGCAUUGCUGAAAUCUACAGGGUCUUCAGCCAAUCAGAAGCCAGACCUUCCAUCCUCCAAUGAAGUGGCUGAUUGCAAGGCAAACAGUGUCGAUAGCUGUUUAGGGUUGUCCGUCGCCCCAGCAAAGUAUGAAGAGCCGGUGCUAGGGACAAGCAAUGCUGGCUCUACCAUGUCCAAACUCUUUAUCAGACCACAGCUCAUGCAGCAACUGUCAUCAGACCACCAGGCCAUCAUUUCUGACAUUCUAGCAUACCUGAAGGAGGCUACUGAGGCAGGCCGCAGGCACACCUUGAAGCUGUAUAAGGAGGCGCUGACAUGCAGGACUCUCCACGAGAAGCGCAUGCUGUGUGUACAGAGUGGCACGGUCACAGUACAGAAGUACAUCACCUUCAGUAAGUCUCUGCAGGGGUUCAACGACCUCCCUCUGGACGACCAAGUGGCCGUUGUGAAGGGUUCCCUCUUUGAGUGCUUUGUGAUGCGAGUACCUGUCUUCCUCAAGGAGUGUGGUCUUGACAUUGGAGUCUUGGAACGGCUGGUGGCACCAGUGCACACCCAGGAGUUCAUGUCCAUGCUGAAGUCCUGGUAUGAGGGGAUGUGGAGGCUCAACAUCGACUCCAUCACCGUGCACCUGCUCAUCUGUGCCGUCAUUUUGUCCCCAGAUCGUCCCAACGUCGGAGCCCGUGGCACCCUGGAGAGGGCGCAGGAGCGCUACGUGGAGUGUCUGCACGCCUACUGCAAGGUGGCCUACACGGACGAGCCGAUGAUGUUCCCGCGCCUUCUGAGCAAGCUGACGGAGGUCCGCAGUGUGGGACAAGCCUGUGAGAGAAGUCUGCUGACGGAGUGUGGGCCCAUGGUCAAGGAAAACCCGCUGGCCUCCGAGAUUUGUAGUCCAGAUUAAUUAGUCAUACCUUGGACAGUUAGGUUUGACAUACAUCUAUGAGACUAUGAAACCAGGUGGCUAUUGAUACUCUUUCUUCACCCUUGUUCUUAGUAUCAACUAG
Molecule: messenger RNA, 2070 nt
Organism: Branchiostoma floridae (Florida lancelet)
Lineage: Eukaryota; Metazoa; Chordata; Leptocardii; Amphioxiformes; Branchiostomatidae
Product: oxysterols receptor LXR-beta-like
Exons: 8
Coding region: 174-1967 (597 amino acids)
Biological process (GO): cell differentiation; positive regulation of transcription by RNA polymerase II; negative regulation of transcription by RNA polymerase II
Molecular function (GO): RNA polymerase II cis-regulatory region sequence-specific DNA binding; nuclear receptor activity; zinc ion binding
Source: RefSeq, a predicted model, not a curated record